Molecule: messenger RNA, 966 nt
Organism: Pogona vitticeps (central bearded dragon)
Lineage: Eukaryota; Metazoa; Chordata; Lepidosauria; Squamata; Agamidae
Gene: CLDN15
Product: claudin 15
Cellular component (GO): bicellular tight junction; membrane
Molecular function (GO): structural molecule activity
Source: RefSeq, a predicted model, not a curated record
GAGACCCAGCCCGUGCCGCCGCCCCUGGAUCCUUGACGCCUGAGCUCCCAUCGGGCCCCGAUCCUCGAUCCUCAGCCCCCCACCGCCCUCCCCGCCAUGUCGCUCCUGGUGGAGACCGUUGGCUUCUUCCUGGCUGUCGUCGGGUGGGCGAUGCUGGCCAUCACCCUCUUCAACAGCUACUGGAGGGUCUCCACCGUCUCCGGGAACGUCAUCACGACCUCCACCAUCUUCGAGAACCUCUGGCAGAGCUGCGCCACCGACUCCACCGGCGUCUACAACUGCUGGGAGUUCCAGUCGCUUCUCGAGCUACCCGCCUACCUACAAGCUUCUCGGGCCCUCAUGAUUAGCGCUUUGGUGCUGGGCUUCUUAGGGAUCCUCUGCGGCAUGAUGGGGCUGCAGUGUACGAAGGUGGCAGAAGACAACCCUAACAUGAAGUCCAAGAUGGCUGCUCUCAGUGGUUUCAUGUUUGUCCUGGCUGGUAUCUGCGGAAUGGUCACGGUCUCCUGGUACGCUGCCAACAUCACCCGUGAUUUCUUUAACCCUCUCUUUGUGGGCACAAAGUAUGAAAUUGGACCCGCCCUCUACCUGGGCUGGAGCGCGUCACUGCUGGUUAUUAUUGGGGGCGCAUGUCUGUUCAGUUCAUGCAGGACAUAUUCAUCACGGGAAAAGAGCUAUGCAUACCCAUACAAAGGCGCCAAGGGCCCCCUGUCCACCGGUGUGACCUCAGGCCCUCGGCCUCGUGCAGACUCCAACUCCAGCAGCAAUGGUGGAAAAUACGGCAAGAAUGCUUAUGUCUAAGCCGGAGCGUGGGGUCGUGUGUAUGUGUGACACCCCUCAUCAAAGACAUUCUUUCGAUGACCCAUGGGGCAGCCCAGAACCCCCAAGGCGUUUUCCGGAGAUGAAAAAUGGAAAAAGGACCUUUCUCGUCUCACGCCUUCUGCUGUUCGGACCUUUCUUCCCAUCCUG